AUGCGUUUGAUAACCAAUUCAGUCGAUUUUGAGCGUGGAGCUAAACGAAGAUUGUCAUCAGUUGGCUGCAUUCUCCGGCUUAGUGAAGUUCCAUUUAAGGUUUUCGUACCCCCAAGCAAGAAACUUCCAGCAAUGAGGAUCUUUGUAUGCAUUUUGGCUGCUUUGGUUGCCACCAGUUCUGCGGGCUUCAUCGGUGGCAGCGGAGGCGGCGGUGGAGGAGGAGGCGGCGGUUACAGUUAUGGAGUGGGUAGCAGUGGCGGUGGAUACAGCGGUGGCCAUCAGGAGGUCAAAACCAUCAAGGUUAUCCAUCAGGAAUCUGGUGGUCAUGGCGGCGGCUAUGGCGGUGGCUUUGGCGGCGGCUAUGGCGGCGGUGCUGGUGGCGGACACUAUGGUGGUGGUCACCAGGAGAUCAAAACAGUAAAGGUCAUUCACCAGGAAGCCGGACACGGUGGACACGGCGGACACUCGCACGGCGGCUACUCGGGUCAUGAUCAUGGUCAUCAAGAAGUCAAGACCAUUAAGGUCAUCCAUGAGGAAGGACACGGCCAUGGCGGUGGUCACUCUCACGGCGGUUUCUCCUACGGUGGCGGACACGGAGGCGGCCAUGGUCACCAGGAGGCCAAGAUCAUCAAGGUUAUCCAUCAGGAAGAAGCUGGCGGACACGGACAUGGACAUGGCGGUUACUCUGGUCACUCUCAUGGCCAUGCCGGUGGACAUCAGGAAAUCAAAACCAUUAAGGUCAUCCACGAAGAGGGUCAUGGCGGACAUGGUGGACAUGGAGGCUUCAUUGGCGGCGGUGGCGCUAUCGGCGGUGGCCAUCACGAGGAAGUCAAAACCAUUAAGGUUAUCCACGAAGAGAGCCACGACCAUCAUGGACAUGGAGGACAUGGCGGUUUCAUCGGCGGCGGCGGCGCUGUCGGCGGCGGUCAUCACGAGGAAGUGAAAACCAUUCAGGUCAUCCACGAGGAGGGUGGCCAUGGUGGUCAUGGCGGUCAUUCGCAUGGUCCCGCUCCCAUUAGCAAUGAGUAUCUGCCCCCUCUGGUGGUGUCAGCUCCUCAACCUGGUUACCUGCCCCCAAGUGGUGGCUGGAAAUAAGCCACAACCUCAUCCCUGAUCUGUGAUCUGUUAACUCUUUCUCCCCAUUUGUUAAGUAGUUUUAGUUACACCAAUUUUUUUUCACCCAUUUUCGUUUGUUCCCUUAUUCCAACACAAAAAAGAGAAACAAAUAACGUUCACUAAAUAUAUAAAUUAUAAAGUUAAA
This is a messenger RNA of Drosophila willistoni, 1261 nucleotides long. Its product is annotated as glycine-rich protein DOT1. Lineage: Eukaryota; Metazoa; Arthropoda; Insecta; Diptera; Drosophilidae. The record is from RefSeq and is a predicted model, not a curated record. Bases 1 to 1095 code for a protein of 364 amino acids. The transcript has 3 exons.